UUAUGACGGUGAUUGGUUUAUAGAAAUGAUUUUGAAAAUAAUUUUUGAUCAAAUAGAAAUAUUUGGUUGGAACCACAUAGAUGUGAAUAAGCCAAUAGAGACAAAGAGGUGUAAUAAAUUAAUCGAAUACCAAGCUCGUGCACCACGAGGGAUAUAGACGGUAGUUUGGUAAACGAAACAAUGGUUUAAUUAUAAAUAUAAAUACUUGUAUUAUUAUUAUUAUUAUUAAUGUAUGUAAUAAAGUUUUAGAAAUCAUAAAAUGAUUACAUUAGAAAGUGGUAGUAUUAGCCUAAUUAAUAUUACAAUAAGCUUUUUGUUAUGUGUAAUUGUAUUGAAAUGCUUAUCGCAACUUGUAAAUGGGUUUUGGAUUAUUCCUAAACGUCUUGAAAAGUGUCUUAAUCAACAAGGUUUGAUCGGAAAUUCUUAUAAGUUUUUGGUUGGAGAUUUAAAGGAAAAUUCAAGAUUGCGUGAUCAAGCUUUCAAUAAGCCUUUCCCUUUCACUCAUUAUUACUUUCCUCGUACUCAACCUUUGCUCCACAACCUUCUCGAAAGUUCCGGUGGAGAUAGAAGAUGUUAUACAUGGAUGGGACCAGUGCCAACAGUAUUGAUCACAGAACAUGAGCUAAUAAGGGAUGUUUUUACAAGAAUGAACCUUUUCAAAAAGCCAAAACUAAACUAUCUACUUGAAAUACUUCUCUCUGGACUCGUUCAAUAUGAGGGUGAGAAAUGGGCUAAACACAGGAAACUUAUUAACCCUGCUUUUCAUACCCAAAAGCUUAAGUUUAUGCUCCCUGCAUUUCAAACCAGCAUUAGUGAAGAGCUAGAAAAGUGGGAAGGUCUGGUAACUAAAACAGGUAGUGCAGAGAUAGAUGUGUGGCCAAGUCUUUUAAGCAUUACAGCUGAUGCCAUCUCUAGAGCUGCUUUUGGUAGUAGUUUUCAAGAUGGUAGAAAGAUUUUUGAUCUUAUCACUGAGCAAAAAGAUAUUGUUAUGAGAAAUAUGAAGUUUUCCUUCAUCCCUGGUUGGAAGUAUUUUCCAACAAAGGCAAAGAAGAGGUUAGAUGAAACACAUAAGGAAAUACAAGAUUUAUUAAAUGGAAUAAUAGGGAAAAGAAAGAAGGCAAUGGAGGUAGGGGAAGCUGCUAAGGAUGAUGUGUUGGGGAUACUUCUAGAAUCAAACUUUAGAGAAGCCAAGCUAAUGGAAACUCAAAAUGUUGGUGGCAAGAAACAAUAUGCUUUAAGCUUUCUUGAAAUGGUUGAAGAGUGUAAGUUGUUCUACAAUGCUGGCCAAGAGACCACAGCAGUGUUGCUUGUUUGGACUAUGAUUUUGUUAGGAAAGCACCAAGAUUGGCAAGCACAAGCUAGAGAAGAAGUUCUUGCAACCUUUGGACACAACCAGCCCGACUUUGAUGGCUUGAACAAUCGUCUUAAAAUAGUGACGAUGAUACUUUAUGAGGUGCUAAGAUUGUAUCCGCCAAUAGGUGCGACCUCGCGAAGGCUAUAUGAUCGGGAAACAAAAGUAGGAGAUUUAACUGUACCACCCGGGGUUGUACUCUCGUUGUCGAUCAUUCAUGCUCAUUUGGAUCCUAAGGUUUGGGGUGAUGAUGCGAAAGAGUUCAAUCCGGAGAGAUUUUCACAAGGGAUUAAUAAGGCAACUAAGGGGACUAAUGCAUACUUGCCCUUUGGUUGGGGACCAAGGAUAUGCAUUGGUCAAAAUUUUGCACUUAUUGAGGCAAAGAUGGUUAUGGCUAUAAUUUUACAACGUUAUUCUUUUGAGCUCUCACCAUCGUACAUCCAUGCUCCUACUAGUUUUAUAGCUGUUUCGCCACAACAUGGUGCUCAUAUCAUCUUACAUCGACUUUAACUCUAUUGAUAGUUUAUAAUAAGGUUUACUAAGCCAUUUACGAGCAGUUUUGUUAGACUUUGUUUGGAUUGAAAGAAUUUGUUGACUCUCUUAGGUUUUGAUGAUGACUACACUUCAUAUAAACAAAUAUAUAUUUAGAGAUUUUUUGCAGGUCAAUAUUCGGUCGUGAUAAGAUCGUUGAUGGUACCUAUGACUUGGUCUAUGAACAUGUACUCGUCAAAGGAAUUCAAAGAAGUUAGAAAAGGUAUAUCGCUUAGGAUGUCAAAUGUAGACAUGAGGUCUACUGUUUCCAAGUUUGAUGAUCUAAAAAAACUGGAAUUUGAAAACAAUGUAGUGUUCCCAGACUGGAGUCUGAAGUAAAUACGUCUGCUGGAAAUUCUGAUUUUUAUGAUUUCUGAUUUUUUAGUUGAUGUAUUAGUUAAAAUUAAUUUGUUGCAUUAUUUAAUUAUUAAAGUUAAUUGGCAAAAUACUUUAUAAGCA
Messenger RNA from Amaranthus tricolor (Joseph's coat), 2341 nucleotides. RefSeq names its product cytochrome P450 72A397-like. The coding region runs from base 260 to 1861 and encodes 533 amino acids. The record is from RefSeq and is a predicted model, not a curated record. The transcript has 5 exons. Gene Ontology annotation, molecular function: oxidoreductase activity, acting on paired donors, with incorporation or reduction of molecular oxygen; iron ion binding; heme binding. Lineage: Eukaryota; Viridiplantae; Streptophyta; Magnoliopsida; Caryophyllales; Amaranthaceae.